Molecule: messenger RNA, 1173 nt
Organism: Cryptomeria japonica (Japanese cedar)
Lineage: Eukaryota; Viridiplantae; Streptophyta; Pinopsida; Cupressales; Cupressaceae
Product: urease accessory protein D
Exons: 9
Coding region: 146-1090 (314 amino acids)
Molecular function (GO): nickel cation binding
Source: RefSeq, a predicted model, not a curated record
CUUAAACGACUCAACUUUAAAUUCCAUUAAAUCUAUCAAGGAGUCCAUAUCAUUUAUGAAUUAAAGCAAGGGAACUCUAAAAGUCGAGAUCUUCAAAUUUUACGUUCUAUAUCGUGGAGUAGCUUCUCCAUGGGCAGUCGAGACGAUGGCAACAUCGACGACAAUGGAUGUUGAUUCUGAUAAAAGCCCGACACCAACUGGGCGCAUUGUGAUUCAAAAAGUUGCAGGCAGAUCUGCAGUGACAAGCAUAUAUGCGAGAUACCCACUAAAAUUCAUUCGACCCACAAAGGCUGUGUCUUCUGACAUUGAUGCUGUAUGGAUAUACACCGUGUCGUAUGGUGGAGGCAUUGUCUCGGGAGAUUCGGUAACAUGCACAAUGACUAUUGGGGAGGGCUGUACCGCUGUUCUAACAACUCAGGCUUCCACAAAGGUCUACAAAUCGGUUGGAUCAAAGGACUCUGGGCAGUUGCUUGAAGCUCAAGUAGGGCGAAGUGCACUUUUAGCUGUUCUUCCCGACCCUGUCACAUGCUUUUCCAGUGCUAGAUACUCCCAAAAACAAGUAUUUUAUGUGGCUUCAGAUUCAAAUUUGGUUUUGGUUGAUUGGCUCACCAGUGGGCGUCGUAUGCGAGGUGAAAUAUGGGAUUUUGAACUGUACAAGAGUACGAAUAAUAUAUAUUUGGAGGGAAAUCAGCCAUUGUUUCUUGAUUCGACUCUAUUGGAGCAAGGUGCCGGUCUUUCUGUUGCAGAUCGCAUGCAAGCAUUUCAUGUCGUGGCAAUGCUGGUGAUUUUAGGACCAAAGAUGGCAUUCAUACAGAACCAGGUACAAGCAAAAAUCAGGGAGAGAAAUACAGAAUUGUUUGGCAGAAGAUCACACAGUUCAAACCCCAAUUAUAAGAAGGGGAAGUUAGACAUUGAAAACAAGGAAUCAAAUGAAGUCUUACUUGCUUCAUGUAGUGUGUUUGGCCCUUUGGAUACAGGUUUAGUGGUCCGAAUAUCUGCUACUAGCACUGAAUUGGUUUAUAAAUUCUUAAGAGAACAUCUUGCAUCUAUUGAGCCCUUUAUUGGAACAUCUCCAUACUCCAGAGGAUAAACAACUUUCUAAUUUAUUCUUCUCCGUUGUGUAUUUUGCCAUUGCAGGCAUCCAAUGAAGCAUACUGUUUCUUGUUUAACUCA